Molecule: messenger RNA, 1338 nt
Organism: Mesorhabditis spiculigera
Lineage: Eukaryota; Metazoa; Nematoda; Chromadorea; Rhabditida; Rhabditidae
Source: the annotation of a GenBank genome assembly
AUGGCCACAUCGUCAGAAUCGGAACUGCCGAGCCAUUCAUACGAUGGGAUGGCAGAUCUCGGAAGGGAUGUUGGAGGGGCGAUGGAGGGAAAGCAGAACUACGAUAAUUUCUCCGUCCACUAUGUCCUGCCCUACACCAACCACACAAACGUGCCCCUGAUGGCCAUCGCCGCCUUCUACGCCCUUUUGUUUAUGAUUGGGACCUGUGGAAAUGCUGCGAUACUCUCCGUUGUCCACUACGUUCGACAUCAAGAUCUACGAGCAAAACACAACAUGACCCUCGCCUACAUCUGCAUCUUGUGUAUUGUCGACUUUCUUUCGAUGUUGCCACUACCAAUGACUAUCAUCGAUCAGCUCCUCGGAUUCUGGAUGUUUGGCACAUUUGCGUGUAAACUCUUUCGGCUAUUGGAACACAUUGGAAAAAUCUUCUCGACCUUCAUCCUAGUCGCCUUCAGCUUGGACAGAUACUGUGCAGUGUGCCAUCCAUUGAGGUUAACGAUGCGAAGCCAGAAAAUCGUCACACUAAUGCUGUCGUCAAUGUUCGGAUUGACCUGCUUGAUGUUGUCGCCGAUCCUAAUUUUUGCGCAUUCGAAGGAACUCAUCGUGCACGAGAGCUACGAUAUGGCAGGGAAAUCCAUCACCCGGCUACACCUCUACAAAUGUGUAGAUGAUCUCGGGGAUUCGUUGUUUAUCCUGUUCACGCUCUUCUGCUUCUUCUUCGCAUACCUUGUCCCGUUGUUGAUGAUGAUCUACUUCUACUACGAGAUGUUGUAUCAACUCUUCAAGCAGUCCAGGGCAGUUCGGCAGAGCCUUGGGCAGAGACGCAAAAAGUUGGAGGAGCGGAUUCCGAUCAUGAGGAUUGCCGUCUACACACUCGCCAUUUGCGGCUUCCACUUUAUUUGUUGGACACCCUACUGGAUCUCGGUGCUUUACUCGCUGUACUUGGAGUUGGCGACGAGCAAUACCGACCCACCCACCCUAUCAUUCAUCUACUUCAUGUACGGCGUUCACGCGCUGCCAUACGUCAAUUCCGCCAGCAAUUUCGUGCUCUACGGGUUGCUGAAUCGACAGCUUCACCAAACUCAUCGCCGGGAUCGUGAUCACCGAUCCUCAAGAACUGGGUACACGUCGACGCUAAAGACGCGGGACUCGGCGCCCGUUUUGAUGAACGGGAAUGGUAACCCGAACAACGGCUACAUCAAGUCUUCCCCAUCAAAUUGCUCCCUUCAACACCAAGAAUACAUUCCACUGGUUGUCAAAACGUCCGACUUCGCCAGCAUGACGUCCCCGAAGCCGAGUUUAUCGAAUCUGGAGAGCUGCGAGGACUCGGUUAUAUUG